GUGUGUAUGACUUACGUCAACCAUGCAGUCGGAUCGUUCCAAAUAUUUCGUCUAUUUAUGUAAAGUGUUGCUCUCGUAGUAAUUAUUUGUUGAAAGGGGACCGACUGCGACCUGAAACGUCGAUCUCGAAAUAAAAAUUUGUUUAUUUCCAUUCAACGCUUCGCGCAUAUUGCGGGAAAAAGUACUUUUCGGGUCCUUUUUUUAACUAUUUAAUUAGUUAUGGAUGCUUUUCGGACGACAAGUAUUCACUUAGAAGAAUGGGGUAGGCACCGUGAUACCGUUUAAAGACUAGUUUUAUUGUUUAUAUUUUUAUGGUGAGCCAAGGAGAUGGAUGGAUUUUGGACUUUUCAAAUAUUGUGUUAAGUGGAAUAGUUCGGGAGAAAUGUUGAAUAAAUUGAAGUAAUUAUUAAAAAAGUACAAAACAUAAGAAGAAAAAUACCAAGAUGGGGAAUUCCUGCAGCAGCGGACAGGCGCACAAAGACAAGGACAACAUGUCACAGAGGUCAGAAGAAUCGGGAAGCUAUCAGGUGCGAGCAAGUUUACCUUCAGAAAAACAACAGACGUUGCUGAACCACAUUACGCCUCAUUCCGGCGUCAUUUUGGAACCCACUACUGCCGGAAAACCUCAACUACCAUCUGGUAAUACUCCAACUACCACAGCGAGUGGUACUUUAGAAAAGAAGCCGAGUCUCACAAAAUCGUUUAAAGGGGCAACUAUCACUAGUGUCUCUGAUUCAAUGUCUUUAAGUUCGCCUCCAGGAAAUCAAAGUCCAAAGGAUUUUGAUAAGUUAUUUGACAGUAAUGUUCCAAAAGAGGUGUCUGAUCUGUCAGAAAACCUCCAAAGUUUGAUUAUGGGAAAAGUGGCUCAUACUAAAACUGUUCUGAAAAGUAGGAAAAUCGUUAUUUAUAUCUGUGCUGCUGAUUCACAAGAUUGUAAUGUUGAGAAAGGAGCACUACACAAUACUAUUUACCCCGAAUUAAGAGCAAACUGUAGAUCAAGGGGUUACGAGUUACACAUCGUAGAUCUGCAUUGGAAAACUCUUCUAGAAAAACAGCAGGACCACGAAUUUCCAGAGUUGUGUAUAGGAGAACUAACAAGGCAAAUGGAAGUAGCUUACAUAAUUCCUGUAUUAUUUUUAAAUAACUCCUUAGGCACUCAAUUAUUGCCAAUUACUAUAGAAACUCAAGAUUUUAACAUAGCGAUGGAGAGCGCCGAAAAUCAAUCAGCCCAAGGACUUUUAUCUAAAUGGUAUAUGUUAGAUAGUCAUGCUCAACCACCUUGCUAUAGACUGCGUCCAAUUUCUUGUCACAUUCCUGGUUUUAAAGAGACGUCGCUUCAAGAUAGAGAAAAGGCUUUUGCUGAAUGGGCUAGUGAGAUAGACAAGAUGUUGGCCGUGCUAAUUACCGUUUUUUCACAAGAACUAAAAGAUACUUAUUUAACAACAGUAGUUGAACAGGAAGUACAUAAUACAGUUUUUAUGAGUCAGGAACUAGCUAAGAGAUGUAUAUGGUUAAAUAGAGUUUACACUCCAACAGCAAAAACUCCAGACAACAUGAGUCCGGGAGAGGCUGAAGCACACAGAAGAUUAGAUAUUUUACAAAAAGACUUAAAGAAUCAAUUGGCUGAAAAACAUAUAGUAAGGAUACCAGUGAAGUACGUCGAGGGUGGUUUAAACAUUCAAAUACCGGAACAUGAAGAAUAUUUAGCAAAUGUAGUACAUCAUUUGAAGAAACAUCUUAGUGAAAUGAUUAAUACGAUAAUAGAUGAGCACCAGAGCAAAACUAUGCUUAAACCAAGUUUUGGUAUUGAGGCCACGUUGUUUGAAGAACUAAAUCAACAGACCACGUUUUGCCAAAAGGCAGCUCAGUGCAGCACCGAUAGAGAAAAAACCAUCAACGAAGUUAAGGGGUAUAUAAACGGAAGUAGUACAAAUCCAUUAGUAAUUUACGGACCCAGCGGAUGUGGAAAAACUACUCUGUUGGCCAGAGUAGCACAAUGCUGCCAACAAUGGUUACCAGAGGCGUUUUUAAUAGUUAGAUUUAUUGGCAUCAGCGCCCAAUCUAGUACAGUAGAACAGCUUUUGAGUUCAAUUACUAAUCAGUGUUCAAUUUUAAAUUACGGUCACAAAUGUCAUUGUACUCACAACAUAGAAACCUACCAAAAAGUACUUCCAAAUCUACUAACAGCAAGUUGUCUGCAAAGGCCGCUGAUAAUCUUAUUGGACGGUCUGGAUCAAGUACGAGCGUACAGUUCUAAAAACAUAGACUGGCUACCCACGGUUUUGCCAGAUAAUAUUAAAUUAAUAAUCUCUGUAUCAGAGCAAAGUGAUAUGCACGCCAAAAUUAGUGAAAAGCUUGACCAAGACAAUUUUAUACAGAUGCCUCUUCUUGGAGAAACCGAAGCCAAGGGUAUCCUGAUGUCUAGCGUCAUGCAAUAUAAUCAUAGCGUUAACUCUAAAAUUCAAGACUGCGUAUUGAAAUCUGUCCAAGAAUGUACCAUUCCUUUAUACUCUAAGGUUUUAGCAUGGCAAACAUCGUGGUGGGUAGAUAAAGAACACGAAAUCGUACCAAAAGGACACGUCAACGAUCAACUACAUCAAAUGCUAGAAGAACUAGAAACAAUUUUAGGAGAAACUCAAGUUCAACACGCUCUGGCUCUACUAACAUGUACAAAGCAUAGCCUAACUGACUCAGAAAUGAUAGACUUACUAGCUUUCGAUGAACAAUUCCAUACAGAUACAACAUUUGAAAAAACGUCUCUAUGUGAUGUUUUAGUUUCUUGGGCUCCGGCGUGCAUAACUUGGUCUAGAAUAAAUAAGUACUUAGCUCCAUUCCUCCAUUGGACCUUAACUGGUAAGGUACUGGGUAUUCAGUGGAAGGAUAAUUUGUUAAAGGAAGCAGCAUCUGAAAGAUUCAAAGAACAUAAAAAAUGGGCCCACCAAAUGCUUUAUGACUAUUACAAUGGCCGAUGGUGGAACAGUAAACCUAAAAACCUCCAGGCUCGAUUGGUCGUUCAAGAAAAUAUAUUAGGAAAAUGUUAUAACCGCAGGCGACUGGACGAACUUCCUUACCAACACUUCCAACUGCAUUCCAAUCUAGAGAACUCGAUGUUCCUCUCGGAUACUUCCUGGAUAUACGACAAAGUAUGUGGCUCCAACUGCUAUCAGAUAUUAGAAGAUAUCAACCUUCAUCCUCAAAUCUCAAAUCAAUUUACGCUUGUUCUUAAAGACUUUAUUGAAACUCACGCCUCCGUACUGAACUACGACGGCAAACAAUUCUACUCACACAUGUACAAAUAUUUAACUAAUAAAAUUAGCAAGAAUGAACUUAGUAUAGAAAAUAAUGACUCUAGUUUAUCAAAAGUGUAUAGUGUAUGUAAAUCUCCCCCUGUUUUAUCGCUGAUUGCUAUUAACGAAGAAGAUUCGGUGGAAUCAGACCAGUUUUCGGAGAAGACGAUUGAAGAGAAGAAUUUCGAUUUAGUUGUACGCCUUCCGAAGACUGAUCAGUUUAUUGUAACCGUCUCUACGAACAACAAAGAACUUUGUGUUUGGGAUAUUAUUAAUUGCCAACCAGUAAGGAUAUUGCAGGGUGUUCCACAUCCCAUUAACCUAAUACCAAUAGAUGAAUUUAAAUGUAUAGUAUUGUGUAUGCGAGAAUUAAGAACAUUCGAUCUGAAUUCUGGUAGUUUUUUAACCAAAUUAAAGGGUGUCAUGAACCAAAAGAUGCCCUACUAUGGGCUGCACGACCAAUCCCAUCUAGUGGCACUCAGUAGAAAUAGGAUGUACAUAAAUCUUAUGAAUUUAGAAAGUGGUAAGAUUUGA
Messenger RNA from Diabrotica balteata, 3821 nucleotides. The record is from the annotation of a GenBank genome assembly. Lineage: Eukaryota; Metazoa; Arthropoda; Insecta; Coleoptera; Chrysomelidae.